Calliphora vicina (urban bluebottle blowfly) is the source of this 739-nucleotide messenger RNA. RefSeq lists its product as uncharacterized. The record is from RefSeq and is a predicted model, not a curated record. The transcript has 4 exons. Bases 119 to 622 code for a protein of 167 amino acids. Lineage: Eukaryota; Metazoa; Arthropoda; Insecta; Diptera; Calliphoridae.
UUCUAGCUAGCGUUUCGCGAACUUUUAAAACGUUAGCGCUUUUGUUGGCAUUUGUGUUUAAUUAAAAAUAAAAAAAAAAACAAUUUGUUUUCAUCGCAUAAUUUUGCAAAAUAAAAUUAUGAAGUGCUGCUGCAAUCGUUACACCUUUGGUAUCACCAUUGGAUCCCUUUAUAUUGUGGGCAGCAUAAUCGUUAUGAUUCUUUUUUCUAUUAUAACAUAUGUAAGUCUUGAUGAGCUUGAUGAGAAUCCAGAACGUAGAGAACGAUUAAAAUACGAAGCUAUCGAAACAAUGAUAAUAUGUUUAAUAACAAUCUUAAUAUCCGCCUUAUACAUUGUCGCCAUUGUCAAGAAAUAUCACUAUUUGAUACUACCUUUUCUGAUAUUUGGCAUAUAUGUUUUCUAUGUCACUUGCUAUACAUUGUACUGGUGGUUUAUUGGCGCUGGAAUGGGUGGUGCUUCCGGCAUAACAUUUUUAAUACUGUUUCUAAUUGCUGUGCUGGCAAUUGGCAUUGAGAUUGCAAUUUUCUGCUUCAGUAUUUCUUUGUUCAAGCAAAUACUUGCUGAAAAUAAGUUUGAAAAAGUUCGUACCGAUCAUCAGUUGGCAGAUAAAUCUUUAAUUUGAAUAUUUUAUAACUUAUGUAUCGUACAUAUUUAUACUCAUUUUAUUUUGCAAAAUUUAUACUCAUUUAAAUAUUUUUUUUAUACUCGUGCCUAAAAUAAAUUAUAAAUUAUACAAAUA